GACGCGGCUUAUCAACAUUGUUUCCCCUCGACUCCUACAAAUUUAAUGUGGGUACCUGCCGGCUUGGCUAUCAAGGGAAGCCCAAAAGUGGUCAAUAUCACAAUUUCUUGUUUCCAUCACUCGCUCUAACGUUGUCGAAUCAGUUUGUUGAACGCGCUUGCCUUGACUCGAUGUUUCAUACGUUGAAUGUGCGGUAGGUUUUUUUUUUUUUCGUUGAAAGAUACUAGAUCAACACUAGGUCCUAGAGAAAAGAUAUGGUGCGUGUGAAAAAGAAAUAGUGUUAUUCGAGUGGCAUAUGAAAGGUGCCAGAGUUGGCGAAAAUGUGGGGCCGAGCAAUAAUGCUCGUGCUAGCGAUGUCGGUUAUAAUGGAAACGGCAAGAACAUAUGCCUUUCAAGACAACGAAGAAAGUCAAUUGAAAGUAGGAAAAUCAAUAGAUCUUUUCACGAGAUACGGUUAUCUAACAUUAUCGAUGAAAGUAGUUUCAAAGAACGAAUCAGAUUGGAUAUUCAGAGAACCUACCAUAGAUAUUUUCACAGACGUCGAUCGAUUUGCCUCGCAUCCGGAACGUGUUCCGAAAAGACAAAGACGAGUCUUCGAAGGAGAUUUCCACAUGGAAUUUUGCGACAACGUUGGACAAUUAAUCCAAGCUUAUUUCCGAGAUUUCUCGUUCGAAAAGUUAGAUCAACCAUGGAAGGCGUUCACCUCGUCAUGGACUGCAGAAACCAUCGGCAGAAAUUUGGGAAUAAAUUCAACGUACAUAGUUAAAGAACAAUGUUAUGUGUUAGUGCGAUUAUCGAGAUUUCGCGAUGUAGUUAAACUCGAUGGAAUGCCGGACAAUUUAUCAUUGGCCGACGUUGUAGCUAAAGAAAUAGAUAAAAUUAAAGUAGGCGAUGUCGAGAGUGUACUAACUUUUAUAAAGCGGUAUGGGUCGCAUUACAUCAACGCGUACGUUACGGGAAAUUCCUUGUACCAAGUGUUUGUAUUCAACAAAACAAACUACGUACACAUGAAAGACCGGUUGAAGAAACAAGGGAUAGCGCAAAUUAGCAAUUUAGAAUUAGGUCAUUAUUUCAGUCCAUGGUAUGCUGAUUAUAUGGGCGCAAUCAAAGUGGCCAGCGGAAAUCGUUCAGUGGCUAAUUGGUCGACGUAUAAAUUAAGAUACAAUUAUUCUAUUUUCAGUUAUCCAUCGUUGUUAAAAAUCCAUGGUGAUCCAAGAUUGCUCAGCAGGCUGAAUUCAAUGUUAGGUAAUGAAGCGAUACUGGAAAUGCAAUUGAAGACUUUGGCUCCCGCUUUUAAAGAUCCAGUAAAACGACUUUGGUUCGAAGAAGUGUUAGAUAACUUCGUAAAAUUGUGGGAGAGCAACUUGUAGUAUAAAGGUUCAAGUUCCAAGUACUGUUAAGAGUCUACGAAAGUUUUUUUUUGGUUAUUGGAUCCUGUGUUUCACUCAAAGAUGUAGGAACGUUCUGAUUUGGCAAAAAAUUAGUAGUUUCUGGAAAACUGGUAUUUAUCUGUGAUCAUAGUGGAUGUCUAUUUUUAUUUAUCUAUAAAAAAAGUGUACAAAGAAUACUUAAUAAACUUUAUAAUUUAUUA
Molecule: messenger RNA, 1591 nt
Organism: Diorhabda sublineata
Lineage: Eukaryota; Metazoa; Arthropoda; Insecta; Coleoptera; Chrysomelidae
Gene: tsl
Product: torso-like protein
Exons: 6
Coding region: 321-1370 (349 amino acids)
Source: RefSeq, a predicted model, not a curated record